GGGAGUUGUGGGGUUGCUGAGUUUCUGAGGCGAUUGUGCUGCGCUCGGUGAGGGAACGGCCAGAGACCCCUGAUCCGGGGUCACGACGUCGCCGUUCUCCUCUUGUCCACGCUCUGGACCCGGUGCUAUCUCUUUGUCCACACUUACGUGAUACAAAAUGCCCUUCAAUGGUGAGAAACAGUGUGUGGGAGAGGACCAGCCAAGCGAUUCAGACUCUUCGCGGUUUUCCGAAAGCAUGGCUUCGCUCAGUGACUAUGAGUGCUCCAGGCAGAGCUUCACAAGCGACUCCUCCAGCAAAUCCAGCUCUCCCGCUUCAUCAAGCCCUCCCAGGGUUGUAACAUUUGAUGAAGUGAUGGCAGCAGCAAGGAACUUAUCAAACAUGACUCUUGCUCACGAAAUUGCUGUAAAUGAGAACUUUCAGUUGAAACAAGAUGCCCUCCCGGAGAACAGUUUGGCUGGUCGAGUGAAGCACGUUGUUCACCAGGCCUUCUGGGACGUGUUGGAAUCAGAACUAAACGCUGACCCUCCUGAGUAUGAACAUGCCAUCAAACUGUUUGAAGAAAUCAGAGAGAUUCUUCUCUCUUUUCUGACACCUGGAGGCAACCGGCUUCGAAACCAGAUCUGUGAAGUUUUAGACACGGACCUCAUUAGGCAGCAGGCUGAGCACAGUGCUGUCGACAUCCAAGGCUUGGCCAACUAUGUCAUCAGUACAAUGGGAAAGCUGUGUGCUCCCGUGCGAGAUAACGCUAUCAGAGAAUUAAAGGCUUCUGGCAACAUCGUGGAGGUGCUGAGACAAAUAUUCCAUGUCCUGGACCUCAUGAAAAUGGACAUGGCCAAUUUUGCAAUUAAGAGUCUUAGACCCCACCUUCAACGCCAGUUGGUGGAAUAUGAGAGAACCAAGUUCCAGGAAAUUUUAGAAGAAACUCCAAGUGCUCUUGAUCAAACUACAGAAUGGAUAAAAGAAUCUGUAAAUGAAGAAUUACUUUCUCUUUCUGAGACUGCUUUCACCCCUGGGGUUGAAAAUAGCUCCAAGCCAAGCCUGAGCCCUACAUUGGUGCUUAAUAAUAGUUACUUGAAACUGUUACAGUGGGAUUAUCAGAAAAAAGAAUUACCAGAGACACUCAUGACAGAUGCAGCACGUCUUCAGGAACUGACAGAAAAGCUGAAUCAGUUGAAAAUUAUUGCCUGCCUGUCCCUAAUUACCAAAAACAUGGUGGGUGCUGUUACAGAAGGCCUACCUGAGCUUGCAGACAGAUUAAAAAGGAUUUCAACUGUUCUACUUGAAGGCAUGAACAAAGAGACCUUUAACUUGAAGGAAGUCCUGAAUUCUAUUGGUGUUCAGACUUGUGUUGAGGUUAACAAGACCCUGGUAGAAAGAGGUUUACCCACUUUAAAUACUGAGGUUCAAGCUAAUCUCAUCGGUCAAUUUUCAAGCAUUGAAGAAGAGAAUAAUCCUAUCUGGUCCUUGAUUGAUAAACGAAUUCAACUAUACAUGAAAAGUCUACUUUGUCUUCCAAGUCCUCAAAGAUGCAUGCCUCUCGUGCCAGGAGGCCUGGCUGUUAUUCAGGAGGAGCUAGAAGCCCUAGGCUCUCAAUAUGCAAACAUUGUGAAUCUCAACAAACAAGUGUAUGGACCAUUUUAUGCAAAUAUACUUCGAAAGCUACUCUUCAGUGAGGAAGCCCUGGGGAAGGUAGAUGCCUCACCUCCUACUAACUAGAAAGGAACUGACACCAGAUAAGAGAUUGGAAAUUCAGCACUUUGGUAACCAAUCCAUUUCCAUUGGUGGCAUUAUAGAUGUGGCACAUUCUCAGUACUGUCUGUGUGGUGCAGUGUUAGUCCAAAUCUGUGUAAUCAGUAAUAUUAGCAUUACAGAAGACACACACAUGACAUAGGCCCUAUUUGUGCAUCAUUUUCAAGUUUAAAACAGACAUUUGUAAUAAACAGAAAGCAAUUUGUAAUUAAUUAUAUUACCUACACAAUACUUGUAAAUGUUUUCUUAAGCCUUAUGUUUGGCUUUUUCAUUCAACUCAUAAGGAGUUGCUUUUCUCACUUGUCACUAUCAAAUCUAAUGAUUUUUAAUUUUGGUACAACUUCUUAAAGGGUUGAAACUUGUGAGAAUAACUAAGGGAACUGAUAUUCUGAAUAAAUGAUGUGAAGUAAACAUAAUUGUAUUUGAAAUGUACAAUUACAUUUUAUUAAUGUGUAGUUGAAAUUUGCAUAGUAAGUCCUCGAAUUCCAUAGAUGUACCAAAUUGCAUUUUAUAAUACCAAUUGUCAGUAUUUAUUUAGAACUUAAAUUUAUUAAGUACAUUUUAAUGCUAUAUAUAAAUUUUAGAUAAAGCCUCUCUUAUUUGUUUAGUAAAAAUAGAAACAAAUCCCUUCUAAAAUUUUAUUCUAGAGGUUGGUUUCUUGCUUUCUGAAAAGAAAACAAUUUUUUGCACAAAUCUCUUAGUGAAUGUCCUUGCAUUUCUCAGGCCAUUGAAAAGGUUUAUAUAAGAUUUUAAUAUUGUUAUGUAAAGCAAGACUGGUUUGAAUUGGUUUACUUGGAAGAAGACAGGAAGUUAAUAAAAUGAGAUCCCAUUCUCCAUGAAGUUCACAUCUGAAAAAGAAACAGUUGAGCUUUGUGUUUCUUACACAUUUAACUUAACUAGCAGAUGACUUUUGUGCUGAUUAAAGCCUUACCAUGAUGUCAUGAUCAAGAUGCUCUUUUAAGGAUUAUUGUACUGAAACACUGAAUCAAAACUUGCAAAGCUGGGUACUAAUCGUCAUUGGGAUUUUAAAGAAAUGUGCUUGUCCAUUUGGAGUGUCGGAAGGUCCUGCAGUUUAGACCUUUGGUCUAAAAAGUGCUUUAUUUGCAUAAAAUAUAUUUUUGAUUGUUUUGGUUUCUAAGGAAUCAACUGAAUAUUAGUAAUUUGGUGAGGAAGAGUGAGUAGGGAGUAAAAAGGAGUAUUACGUUCUUUCCCAGCCUCCUUUUCCUUGCCAGAACUGUGGUGUUGUUUCAUCAUUUUAUAACGUUCUAAGAAAUGAUUAUUUGAAUACAUUAUCUCCUAUCUUUGCAUUUUGGGGGAUCUGCCAAAAUUUGAGGAAAUUCUGAAGUCAGUGUUGUUUUUUUAAUUUCACAAUGCCCAAUACAUAAACCAGCCAUUCGUUCCAUUUAAGCAGCUGUAAGUGGAAUUUUACUGAAGAGCACAUCAUUGGUCUUCCCCCAUUUUGUUCUCUUCCUGCAGUCCUGUUCUGCCCAUGUUUCCCUGUGCUUAGAAACUAUAAGGUGCUGAAAACUUUUGUUUUCAUUUUCUCUUAGGCUGAAGUAGUUUUCAGCUGUGCUCACUUAAAGGCAUGGGCAGCAUAGAGGGUCUGACAGUAGAAGGGUAAUAUGUAGUGUGAUUUUUUGUUGUUGCUUUCUGAGAUAACUGUAUACUUAACAUUUUUAUUAUUGGAUUGGAAUCCAACUGAUACUCUUUUAUAUACUUGAUUAUACUGCAGUUGCCAGCAGGAAAACAAUGUACAAACAUUUUUAAAAAUGCAUUUAAAAUGAAGGGCAUUCUGCUUUUUUUUUUUUUUUUAAGUGGCAAAGUAAAUCUCAGUGUUUCAAGUCAGAUUUAGGCAACUACAUUUAUUAAGAUUUUACAAUUAUAUCUUAGCAUGUUGUUUAAUUGUUAUUUGCUUAAAUGUUUACUUCUACUCUUGAGGUUUUCCUAACGUGGUAUUAUUUUGUAAUGUAAGUUUUAUUAAACAUACACCCAUUUUCAUUUUUCUGCUAAAACGUGUAUUGUUUGCAUUCACUAAAUUUAAAAACAUUAAAAAUUAUUUUAAGAUA
Molecule: messenger RNA, 3816 nt
Organism: Carlito syrichta (Philippine tarsier)
Lineage: Eukaryota; Metazoa; Chordata; Mammalia; Primates; Tarsiidae
Gene: TCP11L2
Product: t-complex 11 like 2
Exons: 10
Coding region: 158-1717 (519 amino acids)
Biological process (GO): signal transduction
Source: RefSeq, a predicted model, not a curated record